Messenger RNA from Musa acuminata subsp. malaccensis (wild Malaysian banana), 1813 nucleotides. Lineage: Eukaryota; Viridiplantae; Streptophyta; Magnoliopsida; Zingiberales; Musaceae. The record is from RefSeq and is a predicted model, not a curated record.
AGAGAGAGAGAGAGAGAGAGAGAGAUUCAAACUGGCUUGCUCACCUUGGCUUCGUGAUUUGGAUCUCCCACCAUUCUGCUCCUUCUUGUCUCUCCCACUGCCACUGGAGAUCUCGCUGAAGGCUGCUUGCUGCCUUCUUUCUCGCGGGGGAAGAGGCAUGGGGAGGCCACCAACACCUCUCCCUCUCUCUUCAGUAUGGGCCCUUACCUUCUGUCUGCUCAUGUCUCUCGCCGACGCCGAUGUCGACGGGUCUCCAGCGCUUUCUCCCGUGCCUUCCCCCUUCUCCUCGUUUCAGAACCAGCUAUUUCCUCUAUCUCCGUUGUCUCUGGCGCCAUCUCCUGCAGCAGAGAUGCAGACCAUGGAAGAGGCACACCAUCGCCAUUACCUCAAAGAGUUGACUGUGGCAGUCGUUCUGGCCUCCGUCGCGGUUCUCGCACUCAUAUCAUCUGCACUCUGUGCUUGGAUCGUUUGGAGGAGGAGCCGCCAAAUGCUCGAUUCCAAAGACAUUGAAAGAUCAGAUACUGCUGCCGGCGGACUCCCAUUCGGCCCGAUCUUGAGCAAGCUGAACUCCUUAAGGACGACAAGCAAGAAAGGGUUGCUGCCAAUCAUCGACUAUGCUUUGUUAGAGUCAGCCACCAACAAGUUCAGCGAGGGUAACAUCCUGGGAGAAGGAGGAUUCAGCCAUGUGUACAAAGCCAGCCUCAACGGGGAAGCUUUUGCUGCGGUGAAGAAACUAGACGGCGGCGGGCAGGAUUGCGAGAGAGAAUUCGAGAAUGAGAUCGAACUGCUUGGAAGGAUUCGACAUCCCAACAUAGUCUCUCUUCUGGGAUACUGUGUUCAUGGAGAAACCCGAAUGCUUGUUUACGAGUUGAUGCAAAAUGGAUCCUUGGAAACGCAACUCCACGGGCCAUCCCAUGGGUCAGCCUUACCCUGGCAUACUCGCAUGAAGAUUGCGCUUGAUAUAGCAAGAGGAUUGGAGUACCUUCAUGAGCACUGCAACCCACCAGUGAUCCACAGAGAUUUAAAAUCAUCCAAUAUACUACUAGAUUCCGACUUUAAUGCCAAGAUUUCAGACUUCGGACUUGCAGUGAUUGGCAGAAACCAUAGCAAAGGUGGUUUGAAGGUUUCCGGCACUCUUGGAUAUGUAGCUCCAGAGUACCUUUUAGAUGGUAAGCUCACUGAGAAGAGUGAUGUCUAUGCAUUUGGAAUUGUACUGCUGGAGCUUCUGCUGGGAAGAAAACCAGUCGAGAAAAUGGCACCAUCUCAGUGCCAAUCGAUUGUCGCUUGGGCAAUGCCCCAGCUCACUGAUAGAUCAAAGCUUCCAAGUAUAGUAGAUCCAGUUAUCAGGAACACGAUGAACCUGAAACACCUAUAUCAAGUUGCUGCUGUUGCGGUACUUUGCAUCCAGCAGGAACCUAGUUACAGACCAUUGAUCACCGAUGUGCUUCAUUCCCUCAUUCCUCUGGUGCCAGUAGAGCUUGGUGGAAUGCUGAGAGUUGUAGAGCCAUUACCAGGUGCAAACCAGAAAUCUUCUGCUCACUGAUUAGAAAGUUGGAAUGACAACCUUUUGAAGGUAGCAAACCUGCUUGCAACCGCAAUUUCUGCUCUGGCAUUCUCUUGUUCUCCCAUUUCAAGCAACUCUAAUUACCUGCAGAAAGAUUUCCAAUUUCAACUUAAUUCAGGUGGUAGAGUUCAGAGGGAAUAACUUAAAGAGGAAUAGUCCUUUUUCCCUUCAGUUGUAUUGUAAAAACCAAUGCAGGUUUUUUUGCACUCAGAAAUAAACUGGUGCCUGUACAGGUGAAAGUUAUUUGGA